This is a messenger RNA of Carassius carassius (crucian carp), 2394 nucleotides long. RefSeq names its product NADPH--cytochrome P450 reductase-like. NCBI's taxonomy places the organism in Eukaryota, Metazoa, Chordata, Actinopteri, Cypriniformes, Cyprinidae. Gene Ontology annotation, cellular component: cytosol. The transcript is spliced from 15 exons. The record is from RefSeq and is a predicted model, not a curated record. Gene Ontology annotation, biological process: response to hormone. Gene Ontology annotation, molecular function: NADPH-hemoprotein reductase activity; flavin adenine dinucleotide binding; FMN binding. The coding region runs from base 23 to 2038 and encodes 671 amino acids.
AGCAGCGGCGCUCCUCGUAACGAUGGCAGACAGCGCUCAGCCGGAGCUGAUGGACGAGGACCAGUCCUUCUUCAGUAACCUGGACAUCUUCCUCUUCUCGCUCAUCGCUGGCCUGAUCGUCUACUGGCUCAUAUUCCGCAAAAAAGUCGAGCCCAUCCCGGAGUUUAAAAAAAUAGAGUCUGUUGCUCAAACAACCAGGGAAACCAGCUUUAUUGACAAAAUGAAGAAAACGGGCAAGAACAUCGUGGUGUUUUACGGCUCACAGACGGGCACGGCUGAAGAGUUCUCCAACAGACUUGCCAAAGAUGCUCAUCGCUACGGCAUGAAGGGAAUGUCAGCAGACCCAGAGGAAUAUGACAUGAGUGAGCUCUCCCGUCUGCCUGAGAUUGAGAACUCGAUAGCGAUCUUCUGCAUGGCCACGUAUGGAGAGGGAGACCCGACCGAUAACUCCCAGGACUUCUAUGACUGGCUACAUGAGGGCGAUGCCGACUUCACCGGAGUUCAAUAUACAGUGUUUGCUCUGGGGAAUAAGACAUACGAGCACUACAACGCUAUGGGAAAGUAUGUGGACCAGAGACUGGCUGAACUGGGAGCGCAGAGGAUCUUUGACCUGGGAAUGGGAGACGAUGACGGGAAUCUCGAGGAGGAUUUCGUGUCGUGGCGAGAGCAGUUCUGGCCGGCUGUGUGUGAACACUUUGGAGUCGAAGCAACGGGUGAAGAAUCCAGCAUCCGUCAGUACGAGCUGAAGGUACACAGUGAUCUGAACAUGAAUAAGAUCUACACUGGAGAGCUGGGACGCCUCAAGAGCUUCGAGAACCAGAAGCCGCCUUUCGAUUCGAAGAACCCUUUCCUGGCUCCGGUCUCUGUGAACCGCAAGCUCAACAAGGCCGGGGACAGACACCUGAUGCACCUGGAGCUGGACAUCACAGGCUCCAAAAUCAGGUAUGAAUCGGGAGACCAUGUGGCUGUGUAUCCCAUCAAUGACAGCGUCAUAGUCAACAGGAUCGGUGAGGUGCUCGGUGUGGACCUGGACACUGUUAUCUCGCUCAACAACCUCGACGAGGAGUCCAAUAAGAAGCAUCCGUUCCCCUGUCCCACCACGUACCGCACCGCCCUGACCCACUAUCUGGACAUCACCAAUUCUCCGCGCACAAACGUGCUUUAUGAACUGGCGCAGUACGCCACUGACCCCAAAGAGCAGGAGAACAUGAAGAAGAUGGCCUCCUCCUCGCCCGAGGGCAAAGCGCUGUACCAGAGCUGGGUGCUGGACUCCUGCAGGAAUAUUUUGGCUAUUCUGGAGGAUCUGCCGUCUCUGCGGCCGCCCAUCGAUCACCUGUGUGAGCUUCUGCCUCGACUGCAGGCACGCUACUACUCCAUCGCAUCUUCCUCGAAGGUUCAUCCCAACAGCAUCCACAUCUGUGCUGUAGUGGUGGAGUACCAGACCAAGACGGGUCGGGUCAAUAAAGGAGUCGCCACUAACUGGCUGAAGAGCAAGACGCCAACAGACAACGGCCACAAGGCCACGGUGCCCAUGUACAUCCGCAAGUCUCAGUUCCGCCUGCCCUUCAAGUCCACAAACCCUGUCAUCAUGGUCGGCCCGGGCACCGGCAUCGCCCCCUUCAUGGGCUUCGUCCAGGAGCGCGGCUGGCUCAAAGAACAGGGUAAGGAGGUUGGAGAGACGGUGUUGUACUACGGCUGCCGUCACAAGAACGAGGACUUCCUGUACCAAGAGGAACUGGGGGAGUUUGAGAAGACCGGAGUCCUGACGGAGAUCAACGUAGCUUUCUCCAGAGACCAGGCCGAGAAGGUGUACGUACAGCAUCUUCUGAAGAGGAACAAGGAGGCCGUCUGGAGACUGGUUCACACAGACAACGCUCACAUCUACAUCUGUGGGGACGCCCGAAACAUGGCGCGGGACGUCCAGAACGCCUUCUACGAGAUCGCAGAGGAGCUGGGAGAACUGAGCCACGCUCAGGCCGUGGACUACAUCAAGAAACUCAUGACUAAAGGACGCUACUCGCAGGACGUCUGGAGCUGAACCAGACCGCUUCUGUUCAGUCCUGAUGUGUGCUUUCAUAGAGAGGAGACCAAAUGUGUUCGUUGUCAUCCUGCAGACAGAAAACACUGACACACAUUACCUCAUUCGAAACCGAUUACGUCACAUUACAAAUACUGUGUAGAGUCAUGAUCUUGACAUACUAAUCAAACACAUAUGCAUGAAUCUUUAUAAUCGUUUUUAGUAACGCCAGACUAGAGCUGGAUUAAUGCUGGAGCACUUCUGUGUUAGCGUGAAGAGACUUUAACUCACUGUUAUUGUUCUGAACUUGAGGAAAGAGGUUUAAACAUGACUCUUGGAGGAGUAUGAAGAGUGUUUUCUGUGACUUUCAGCCUUCA